ACUCCAAAAGAAUAUACUGUAAUUGUACAAUCGAUUAAACUAGAAAUUGAAAAAUGGGAGGAGAAAACUCAAAUUCUGAGCAAAUAGUGGUUGAAGAAUGGGCAGGUUCUUCCCCAACUAAACUCUCAAUUACUGCCACUAUUUCUUCCACCCCAACUAUCUCAAUCCAAAGAUUUGACAGCCGCUUUAAGUUAGUGAGAAGACAAAUUCUCAGUGCCUUUGUACCUGAGGGGUUUCCUAGUAGUGUGACUCCAGAUUAUGUACCUUUUCAAAUAUGGGAUUCAUUACAGGGCCUGUCGACUUAUAUACGGAUGAUGCUUUCAACUCAAGCUCUUUUGAGUGCUAUUGGAGUUGGUGAGAAAUCUGCCACAGUUAUCGGGGCUACUUUUCAGUGGUUCUUGAGGGAUUUAACAGGAAUGCUUGGGGGCAUCUUGUUCACAUUUUAUCAGGGAUCAAAUUUAGAUAGCAAUGCAAAAAUGUGGCGUUUGGUUGCAGAUUUAUUGAAUGACCUUGGAAUGCUAAUGGAUCUUAUUUCUCCCUUAUUUCCAUCGGCAUUUGUGUUCAUUCUUUGCUUGGGAAGUCUGUCACGAUCAUUCACUGGUGUUGCUAGUGGAGCUACUAGAGCUGCUUUGACUCAACAUUUUGCUCUCCAGAAUAAUGCAGCGGAUAUAUCCGCAAAGGAAGGAAGUCAAGAGACAGUGGCAACAAUGGCUGGAAUGGUUUUGGGAAUGUGUCUGGCUCAUGUUACUAGGGGAUACUCUCUGGCAAUUUGGUUCUCAUUCUUGUCUUUAACUAUGUUUCAUAUGUACGCAAACUAUAAGGCUGUCCGUUGUCUGUCAUUGAAAGCAUUAAAUGGAGAAAGGACUUCUCUUCUUCUGCAGCAUUUCAUGAAGACUGGCCAAGUGCUUUCUGCUGAAAAGGUUUCGACGGAAGAGCAAGUUUUACCCUUGUGGUUGAAUCCAUGGAGUUCGAAAAAGUUCAAAUGUUUGCACAGUCACAUUAACUUAGGUGUGAAGGUUUCUUCUCUCAAUCAUGCAGAAAUGAUGGACCUUUUUCGCUCUGCAGGAUCAAAUUAUAAGAAAGCCAAGUGUUUACUGCUGGAGAACAAUGGGAUAAUCAGUAUUGUUUUGCAUAAAGACUCAACACCGGUGGAUAUCUUGCAGUCCUACAUACAUGCACUUGUAAUGGUCAAUCUUUCGGAUAAAAGCACAUCUGGGCAUGUUGAAAGUUUUUCAUGGAUGGACAAAUACUAUGAAGAUUUCAUCAAGAAGCUUCAGUCAUCAGGAUGGAAGACAGAAAGAUUAUUAUCGCAUUCUGUUGUUUGGAGGGCAAAUUGGUUUAUUGCACAGUCAGAUGAGAAGAUCGACUAGCAACCUGUAUACCUCUAGGCGGUUUUUCAGAGAUCACCAUCACAAAGCAAUAGGCAGUGUCACGUCUGUCAACCUUUCUCUAUGACUCUACACUCUUGAUGCUUUGGCGAAGCAAGGACUUGGUUCAAGCUUUAGCGUAGUAUUUUCAACGAAGCUAUAAAGGUCUCAAAUGAACUUUAAUUCAGUUGAAUCCUACACAUUAUGCCUGAAUAGGCGACUAAUGUGAGCUUUUUUGAGUAAUCUCUACUCUUUUAAAAGUGUGAGAGUGCUCUUAUGAAUAGUGUAUGGAUAAUUAUACCCCUAAAAAAUGUUUGUUUACAUGUUUGCCCCAUUUAUAAGUUUAAAAAGCUAUAUUUUUUCUUA
Chenopodium quinoa (quinoa) is the source of this 1733-nucleotide messenger RNA. RefSeq names its product protein root UVB sensitive 3-like. Bases 54 to 1370 code for a protein of 438 amino acids. The record is from RefSeq and is a predicted model, not a curated record. NCBI's taxonomy places the organism in Eukaryota, Viridiplantae, Streptophyta, Magnoliopsida, Caryophyllales, Amaranthaceae. The transcript is spliced from 15 exons.